GAUGAGGAGAAGGCUAUGCUUCACAGAAUGCUCAGAGUGGACCAUGCUGGGGAAUACGGGGCAAACCGAAUUUAUGCUGGCCAGAUGGCGGUGCUGGGGCAGACGCAGACACGCCCACUCAUACAGGAAAUGUGGGAUCAGGAGAAGAAACAUUUAAAUAAGUUUAAUGAAGUCCUUGCUGAAAACAGAGUGCGACCUACAGUAUUACUGCCUCUGUGGAACAUUGCAGGAUUUGCUUUAGGAGCUGGUUCAGCCUUGUUGGGGAAAGAGGGUGCAAUGGCCUGCACAGUGGCAGUGGAGGAGAGCAUCUCUGAGCACUAUAACAGCCAGAUCAGGGCUCUGAUGGAGACUGACCCAGACAAAUACACAGAGCUUCUGCAGAUGAUUAAAGAAUUCCGUGAUGAUGAAAUGGAACACCAUGACACUGGACUGGAGCAUGAUGCUGAGUCUGUUCCUGGAUACUGGUUGAUGAAGGCCGUGAUCCAAGCUGGAUGCAAAGCUGCCAUCUAUGUCUCGGAACGUAUCUAGAACCAAAAAUACACUGUAGAGACGCAUUGGUCUCA
Chanos chanos (milkfish) is the source of this 563-nucleotide messenger RNA. Its product is annotated as 5-demethoxyubiquinone hydroxylase, mitochondrial-like. Gene Ontology annotation, cellular component: nucleus; mitochondrial inner membrane. The transcript has 5 exons. Gene Ontology annotation, biological process: determination of adult lifespan; regulation of gene expression; ubiquinone biosynthetic process. Gene Ontology annotation, molecular function: 3-demethoxyubiquinol 3-hydroxylase activity. The coding region runs from base 16 to 528 and encodes 170 amino acids. The record is from RefSeq and is a predicted model, not a curated record. Lineage: Eukaryota; Metazoa; Chordata; Actinopteri; Gonorynchiformes; Chanidae.